AUGGAAGUGUUCAAACUGACAUGGAAGGUGCCAAAAGAAAAACUCAAAAUUAUUUUCAACAAAAACGCCGACGCGGUAAGUCACUCUCAUUUUUCCCGAACAAAUGUGGCUUCAGAAAAUGCAACGAGAGCUAGUAAACCAGAAGGAAAAAGAUGAUAAUCCAGCGAUUGCUCUGACGUCACGAAGACGUGUAUUCGGCUCGUACGCUUUAGUGGGGACCCAACGGGCCGAGCCCACACAAUUUCGGCAGCUGAAAAAGAUAAAUUUCACCGAAGACAAUUUGGAUUACUUGUACAAGCUGAAACAGUUGCAACAUGACAAUUUGACCAAGUUUUUUGGAAUUGCUGUAAAUGACGUGGAAAGUUUCACGGUUUUGCAUUCGUUAAUUGAAAGAGGUACUUUAGAGGUAUGCAUUUCCUAGAACAUUGAGCUGAGUAAAACAGAAAUUUUAUAGGAAUUUUGUUUCGAUCGUGAUUUCGGAAUGGAUGAUACGUUCAAGUCUGCGUUCAUGAGGGAUAUUUUGAAGGUAAGUAAACUUAUUUUGCAUCAAAAAUUCAAUCGCAAACAUUUUUAUUUAUAUUUUGUCACAUGAACACAUAAAAAUUCAUGUUUAGGGUCUUCAAUACAUCCACAAAUCCCCAAUCUCGUACCACGGUUAUCUACACGCGGCCACAUGCCUCAUAGACAUCAACUGGGUGCUCAAACUCACUUUAUACGGUGUGAGCAACAUCAUUUGUGACAAUCUGGAUGCAAUGAACAUCAAAUACAGCGACGGCGGACCUCCAUUGAGUUAGUACCGUGACUUUAAAGCAAAAAUGUGAAAAAAAUUCAGUGGCCUACUCGCAAUACAUAUGUUUUCCACCUGAACAUUUGCGAGAGUAUGAUGUGACCGGGAAAUCACCGGUGAGAAUGGUUCGUGGAAGCGCUCCAGGGGAUAUUUAUUGUGUUGGAAUGAUAUUUUACAUGAUGGUCGAAAGAGAAGACCCGUAUCAACUGAACAACGCUGUAGAACGACCAGCUGGUAACCGUUCACGUUUUACUGUAAUACUCUUUUUGUGGCAUCAGAUCUAUUUUCUCAAAUUAUCAACAAUAAUCUAAUGCCACGUGUCACUGAAGACUAUCAUGCUGAGAAUCAGCUCUUGGAAGUCUGCAAGGAGUGUUGGGAUCGGGAUGCCACAAAAAGACCCAAUGUCAAGAAACUUUUGGAAACAAUUGCCAAAGUUUACCCCUCGUCAAAGGGUAACUUAGUGGAUCAGAUGAUCAAAAUGAAUGAGAAGUAUGCGGAUGAGUUGGAGCAAAUGGUAGCAGUCAGAACAGCUGAUUUGGCUGAUGCUCAAAGACAGACUAUGCGAUUGCUGAAUGAAAUGUUACCAGCGUAAGAGUUGCAUGUUAGAAAACCCUCCGAGUUGUUGUUCAUUAUUUCAGAAGUAUCGCAAAAGACCUGAAAAACGGUAUUAUCGCACCACCAAGAAGUUAUGAGUCAGCAACUGUCAUGUUCGUCCAGAUUUGUGAAUUUAAUGCGAUUAUGAAAAAAAGCUCUCCGGAUCAGGUACUUUUCACCGCAAAUUUUCAACUUUCCGCUUUCUUACAGGUCAUCAUGUUCCUGAACGAUAUUUUUGAUCAAUUUGAUACAGUAAUCAGAAAGCACGAUGCUUACAAGGUCUUUGUUCGACAUUUUCACAAAUUCCCAAAAUAACAUUUUCAGGUAGAAACAACGGGAGAAACAUACAUGGUUGCUUCGGGUGUACCACAUGAAAAUGAGGGCCGGCACAUCUUUGAAGUGGCUGAAAUCAGUUUGGAGAUUCGAGAGAUAUCCUAUGGCUACUAUAUGCCCCAUGAUAAAGAUUAUAAGGUGCAUUUUGAUAUUAUCAGUAUCCAGAAGAACACGUUAUUUCCAGAUUCGAAUCCGUAUCGGAUUUCACGCCGGACCCAUCGCCGCGGGAGUAAUCGGAAUCCGCUCUCCCAGAUAUUGUCUUUUCGGUGAUACCGUCAAUUUCGCUUCAAGAAUGCAGUCGAAUUGCCCGCCUAAUCAAAUUCAGACCAGUGAGAUCACCGCCAGAUUACUCUUCCAAUCUCAUGAGUAUAAACUGGUCAAAAGAGGAAUUGUUCAUGUGAAAGGGAAAGGUGAGUCGAAAGAUAGAGAGAGAGAGGGGUUUAUGAUAAUAUUAUGGACGAUCAAAGUCAAUUUCAGGAGAGGUAAACUGCUACUGGCUCAACGAGCACAUUCAUGAAGGCGAAGCUUACGAUGAACCACCGAUGACCCCUGCUCCACCUCUGCAGUCGAUCAAAAUCCCGUCGACUUCUGUAAUGACUGACCCACUGACUUCUCCUGUUUGA
Molecule: messenger RNA, 2337 nt
Organism: Caenorhabditis sp. 36 PRJEB53466
Lineage: Eukaryota; Metazoa; Nematoda; Chromadorea; Rhabditida; Rhabditidae
Source: the annotation of a GenBank genome assembly